ACCACUGAACCGAGCACGGACCGGAGAAACACACAUAUCAUCUAUUUUUUUUAAUAUCUGCAGUGAUGCAUUAAUAUAGUUCUAACGGUCGCAUAAGCGUUUUUGUCCGUUUUUUAGAGACUUAUUUGCUGGUGUUAUUGUGUCCGGGCGCUUUUGCACGGACUCCUUCUGCGGACUUUACGGCGCUUUUCCAUCUGUGCAGGAGGCUGCAAACAGGACUCCUCUCUGGUGCAUUGAUGCACCCGUUUCAGUGGUGUAACGGGUGCUUCUGUGGUCUGGGACUGGUUUACUCCAACAAGUCGUGCACCAUGCCACCCAUCACCUUCCAGGACCUGCCUCUCAACAUCUAUAUGGUCAUCUUUGGCACGGGCAUCUUUGUCUUCAUUCUGAGCCUCAUCUUCUGCUGUUACUUCAUCAGCAAACUACGACACCAAGCACAGAGUGAACGGUUUGGCUACAGAGAGGUAGUUCUAAAAGGAGAUCAAAAGAAGCUCAAUCUCCAUGGGACGUGUGCUGUGUGUCUGGAGGACUUCAAAGUGAAAGAUGAGCUGGGAGUGUUGCCAUGCCAACAUGCCUUCCAUAGAAAGUGUCUUGUAAAGUGGCUGGAGGUACGCUGUGUCUGUCCCAUGUGCAACAAACCCAUAGCUGGUCCCCCUGAGCAGCACCAUAGCAUAGGGACCCUUCUGGAUGAACUGGUGUAACAAAGACAAAUCCUCACAGCCUAAGGGGGUAUGCCAGCGCCCAACCAAACCAGCUGGUAUAAGAUAGCCACCAACAGGAAGAGGACACUGUUUUCCUGUUAAAACACAGCAAAACGUCAACAGAUGAUAGUGAGUUGGGAUAACCUAGUUAACACCUUGAGCCAACACUCUAAAGGAUGAUGUUGCACAGCAACCAGUCCUGAGAUGUCAACAUGACACCUUGUGGUGUCAACCACCCACACAUCACUCCACCAUUCUUAUGUCAACAUUUUGAAACUUUACACUUUUUCUUGUAGCUUUGAAGAAAGCAGAUGCGCUAUAGUUAGGCUUUUUUUAUUUGGGGUGUGAAGUUAUGAGAGUGCUAUGUAUGGCGUAAGACACAUUCAACCCCUCUGAGUGUAUAUCCAUGUUGGAUAUAGUGGUGAGCACUGAAACAGAAUAAUAGGCCUACGAUCUUAGCCAACAUUGCUGAAAACCUUGGUGAAAAAUCUAUAUCAAGAGGUUGCAUGCUUUUCAUUCAUUCUUUUUCCAAAGCGAUGGUCAAGCAAACCAACAAACAAAUUAGUGGUGUCUGUACAAUUUUCUAGCCAACAGCAGUAAAAUGAGACUUUACACUGUUAACUAGGUGUGCACUCAAAGAUCAUAGAGAAGGGUGGUCAGAAUUUUGAUUACUUCCCCAUAUAUACUGCGUGCACACAGCAACUGGUAUACAAAUAAACAUCUAUAAUACUGGAGAUUAUUAUAGACCUUUGCGAUGUCAUAAAGUAGAAAGGUGAGUUUUUUCUUUUGUAAUGUCAGCACACGGGUAUGUGUUUUGAGUGUUGAGCACCCCAGUAGUUGGAGAAGGCCAAGGACAUGCCCACCUUUCACCUGGCUGUGGCAGAUAGAUAGUUAUUUUAGAGAUGUGGGAAUGGACUGGUUGCCUGCCUGGGUGGUUGCCAUCCGGCGGCUGAGGCAGUUCUGUUGUGCUGUGGAUGAGGCGAAGUGCAGUACCAGCUGAUGGUCCCAGACUUGACUUGAUGUCAAAAGGAAAGAAAGUUGGGUAUUUCUUUGGGAUGUUUGACUUCAUGACAUUAUGUACGUAUGAGAUGAGGUUUUUGUUUAUGACAUCACAGGGAUGAUGGG
This is a messenger RNA of Thalassophryne amazonica, 1826 nucleotides long. It is a transcript of the gene rnf122, whose product is annotated as ring finger protein 122. The record is from RefSeq and is a predicted model, not a curated record. The coding region runs from base 237 to 701 and encodes 154 amino acids. NCBI's taxonomy places the organism in Eukaryota, Metazoa, Chordata, Actinopteri, Batrachoidiformes, Batrachoididae. The transcript has 6 exons.